AAAGAAUAAAAAAUAAAUUGUAGAUGAUAAUAAUAUGAUAUUGACGAAAUGACGUUGGUUUUUCCUCAAGUUAAUAAAUAAUAAUACCAACACCGUAAUUGCAUAUUUACUAUUUAGUUAUUAUAUUGUUUUAAUCUACGAAAUUUCUAAAGAUCUUUUUGUAGUAUUAUUGUUACUUUAUGAUGCUGUAUGGUUAUUUACACUGCUAUUUGAAAGUUAUUAUAAAUUAAGUUUCUUAAAACUUCACAAUUGUACAUUUAUAAACAGAGACGAAAAAUUUCAAAAUUGAUAUCAUGGAAAAUAGUUUAUUGGAAGCAAUUAAGUCUGGCAAUAUGGGAUGCCAUUCAGAAUUGACCAUCAUACCUAUAUCACAAAGUUCAAAAUCCAACAGCCAGUAUGCAGUUUCAUCUACUUCCCCACAAAGUACAGUAUCAUUAUCGUUAGUACCAAAUACUAGCAGUGGAAAAUCAAAAAAUAAACACUCAUUGCCGUCAAAUGCACAAGGAGGUGCACCCCGCAAACGUGGAAAAUCCAGUAUGCCUCAAUUAAACCACAUGGUAAAUGAUAUGAACAGUUACAAUCCACUCUUGGACCUGACAAUGAAUCGCAAACAUCAUAACUAUCCUAAUUAUAGUGCUCAAUAUGAACAACAAUGGCCAUUUAAUUUGCCGUUUAACUAUCCUGAAUUGUUAAUGAAUUUUGGUCAAGUAAAUAAAAGAAAAGCAUAUUCAUACGAACAACCUAAAGAAAAGACUGCAGUGAAUUACAACAAAGAAAAUACACAAAAUAAAACUAAACAUUAUAAACACGAACAUAUGCCGCCACCUUCUACUACUGCAGACCGAAUAUCUGGUCAAUUAGAAAAUGUUGAAAAAACAUUUGAUAUUGAUUCUUUGAGUAGUGAAGAUGGCUGGGCUAAAUAUAGAGAAUUGUUGACGGUUAUUGAAGAAAUGUCUGGGUCGAUCCGACCAAUUUAUACAGGUUGUAAGAACUCUACUGAAAGGUUGAAAAAGUCAAUUCAUAAAGCUAAAGCUUUAGUAAGCGAAUGUUUAAAAGAAGUUGAAAAAGUAUCUAGACAACUUUAAGGAUCAUAUAUUAUUUUAUAGAAAAAUACCUACCAUAAUUAAUAAUCAAUUGGUUAAACAAUUUUUGGUUUUUACUUUUUAUCUGAAGACAGUAGAAAUUAAUUUAAUUAUUUACAAACUCACUAUAAUAGAUCAAAACAAUUAUGCAUAACUCUUAUUUAUUUUUAGUAUAAUUGGUUUUAGCUAACAAUAUAUAAAUAAUUUAAAUAUUUAUAUAAGAAAAAUUGUUUUUACUUUAGGGAAUACAUUUUUUAUUUUUCAAACUAUAAUUAAUUAUUUUCUAUUUAAUGUAUAUAGAACAAUUUAAAUAGCAACAUUUUCACAAAAAUUGGAAUUUGUAUACUUGCACCUAAAAAAUAUAUUUAAAACAAUUUUAUUAAACAAGAUCUUAUUAAUUUAAUGACUGACAGUAGUAAAAUAAAGGGUAGUAUUACUAGUAUUUUUUUCAUAAAAAAAAAUAAUGUUUUUUAAAUAUUAUAAUGGUAACAAAGUGAUAACGGUAUUUUCUGAGGCCUUUAAAUUUAAAAUUGCAUUUUUAUUCUACCAGGGUAUAUGUUCAAUUUUCAUUAUUUUUGUUAGACUAUAUAUGUUUAAGAAUCAAAUGUUAUACAAAUAUUUUUUAAGAUUUUAGUUACUACAUUGAUUUGUAUUAUUUUUUUUAAACUUUUAUGCAUAUUAUACAAAAUAUUCUAUUUAACUGUACAAAGUUCAUACUAAACGGGUAUUAUAUUAAUUAUUUGUAAUAAUCAUGCACUAUUUUAAAUUAUAGUUUUAGAUACACAAACUGUAUUUUUAUUAUUUUUUGAUUUAAUUGAGGGUAGGUUAAAACUUAUUACAUUAGCUAAAGCUAACAGGAUGAGUCAUAGAUUAUUUCAUUUUUAAUCAAUUAAAUAAAAUGAUAUAAUAUUUUUACAUUUGUAUAAUUUGGUAUAAUUAUAUUAUAUAAACCUUACAUUUUAAAAACUUUUACUUGUGUACAAUUUAUAACUUACAAAUUACAAUAUGAUAUAAUAUUAUAUAGUUUAAUACUUCAAUAAAUUUAAAAUGUAAUUUUUGAGUAUGGUAAAUGUCUGUCUUAGCAUAAUAAGAUUGUGUUUAAAAUAGUAUUUAUAGUUUAUUUAGAUACUGUAUAUUACAGGGUUUACCAUGCUUUAAAUUUUAAUAAUAUGUCUAAAGACAAUAUUGAAUUAAAACAUAAUCAAUUAAUUUUAUAAAUGUACUAUAAUUUGUUGUUUGUUUUAUAAGAAAUUUUAGUAAAUACUAUUUAUAAUCACUUGUUCCAUGUAGAACCAAAAAAGAGUAACUAAUGUACAAAAUUAAUUUUGUAUUUUUCAGUAUUAAUUGAUUAUAUUAUAUGACAUACAAUUAUUUUAUUGAUACCCAAUAUGUUUUUACACAAUUAAUUACAGGUAUUAAUAAAUAAAGAAAUUAUUUUCACUAUAUUUAAUUUGUUAAUUACUUAAUCUUAAUAUGUUAAUAUAUGAACAUGGUUUAAAAUUCUAAGUUUACCCAGAAAACUAUAUGUCUAUAUUGAUUAUUAAUUAUAGUAUUAUUUUUUUCUCAUUGUGAUAUUUUCUGUAAUUAUUUAUUCCUUUGGAGGGUAUAAAUCCAUCUUGCUCAUAUGCCUAAUCAAUGAAUCAGUUUCAUGUUUAUGCAGAAAAUAAAAACAAGAAACUAUUAAAUAACUUAUUGUAAUUAUAAUUAAAAAAUUAUCAUAACGGUCAAUAUAAUAUAUCUGAGGACUUUGAACUUUGAAUAAUAUAUUUUUUUAAACUACGACGUUGAGUAAUUGUGUAAGUUAGGUA
Metopolophium dirhodum (rose-grain aphid) is the source of this 2890-nucleotide messenger RNA. RefSeq lists its product as uncharacterized. The record is from RefSeq and is a predicted model, not a curated record. Gene Ontology annotation, cellular component: cytoplasm; nucleus. NCBI's taxonomy places the organism in Eukaryota, Metazoa, Arthropoda, Insecta, Hemiptera, Aphididae. The transcript is spliced from 2 exons. Bases 294 to 1085 code for a protein of 263 amino acids.